GGCUGAUCAGCUGUUCACACUCAUGAUCAGACUCAGACUUCUCCUACAGUCAAACGUGAGAUUGUGGUUCGCGAGUCACGACGCUAGCAUACGCCAUCCAUCUCACAACAGAGAGGAGACGUUGUGGUCGGAUUCGAGAGCGAGAGCAUUCAAAUUCGUGAUCGCAAUGCCGACUUCACCACUCUCUUCUGGCGCCGGCGCAGGUGUGGGACGAAGGACGACGGCGAGGAUGAUGUUUCAGAUGAGCCACCCCGCCUGCACGUCUUGGCCACCACGUCUCCUGCCGCGCUUACUGCGAAGCCCGUCGUUCAGCACGCAGACAAGCUGCUCGAAGUGCCAGGCAAGCCCAAGUAAGGCUGGCCCUACGUUGCCCGCCAGGACGCUUGCUACUGCCACGUUACGUGAGCCUCGUGUCGCGGCUCAUCACUACGCAUCCAAGCGGUCCUUCUCUAGCAGCGCUUGGCGACGCUCCACAACCCCAUCGUCAAUCUCUGCACAACUCGAUACUCGGACAGCAAAGCUUUCCCUCUACCUCAUGGCCGCAGCGCUGGCAGGAUGCUGCACGCUUUGGAUGAUGGGAACCGGCACCGUUGCCGCCGACGCGGGUGACGACAAUUUGGUGAAAGCUGAGCGUCGGAGCAUCGCCAGUGGCAAGGUGGUGUCUGUCGAUGAUCUGAUCAAGCACGAUGGCAAACACGGCAAAGAAACCUGGGUGGCCAUCGAUGGCAACGUGUACGACGUCACCAAUUUCCUGACACAGCAUCCGGGUGGUGCCCAUGUGAUUCGGAAGGCGGCAGGAAAGGAUGCUACUGAGCUGUACACGCCUAUCCAUCCUCCAGACGCCAUAAAGACGUUGCCCGAUGAGGCUCAUGUGGGGUCGCUAAGUGGCGAUGAGCAAGCACCCAAAGCUAGCGAUUCCGAUGCGCAAGCCCCAAGGAAGCUGGCUGCAGACGAGCUGCCGGUCGUGGGCAGCGUGCUGAAUUUAGACGAGUUUGAGAGCAUAGCAAGAAGGCACCUGUCUCAGCAAGCCUGGGCCUACUAUUCCUCGGCUGGUGACGAUGAAGUUUCUGCGCACAACAACAGAGCUGCGUACAAUCGCAUCAUGUUUAGGCCAAGGAUACUUCGGCACGUUGGAGAAGUAGACGCGUCAACGAAGAAGCUUUUUGGCGGCGGCACGAAGGACCAUCUACCUUUUUACAUUUCCCCAGCUGCGCUUGCCAAGCUCGGCCACCCCGAUGGCGAGCUCAAUUUGACGCGAGCAGCUGGUCUCGGAAAUGUGGUCCAGGGUAUAUCUGCCAACGCAUCUUGCGGCUUGGAUGACAUGCUGGAUGCACGAGCUGAUGGUCAGGCUGUUGUCUACCAGCUCUACGUCAAUCGCGACCGUUCCGCGUCAGAGAAGAUUUUGACAAGCUGCGAAGAGAGGGGCGUGAAAGCUGUAAUGCUGACAGUUGACGCAGCAGUAAUGGGCAAACGGGAACGUGAUAUGAGAGCAAAGGGAGAAGUUGUUGAUGUGGGAGGUGACACCGGACGGGAUGAGAAGGCACAAGGCGUAGCUGCCGCCAUCAGUGGCUACAUAGACCCGAAUCUGGAUUGGAGCAUCGUGUCAUGGUACACAAAAUCCUGCUCCCUUCCUCUCUACAUCAAAGGCAUACAGAGCGUGGCCGAUGCGCGCUUAGCUGCCAGCACACCAGGGGUCAGCGGAAUAAUCCUCUCGAAUCACGGCGGCCGGAGUCUCGAUUAUUCUCCUGCGCCCAUCGAUGUUCUGAUCGAGCUGCGAGAGCAUCAUCCUGAAACAUUCGACAAGCUGGAAAUUUACAUCGAUGGGGGCAUUCGACGAGGCACAGAUGUGCUGAAGGCACUCGCUCUCGGCGCUACCGGAGUAGGUCUAGGUAGACCUUUCCUGUAUGCUCAGUCAGGAUAUGGCCAGGAAGGUGCGAUCCGAGCAAUUGAUAUCCUUCGAGAUGAGAUCGAGAGAGGAAUGCGCCUGCUUGGCGUCACGAGCUUGGACCAGCUUGGACCUGAGUACGUGGAUAUACUACCCAGGAUGCCGCCUCCAUUGUACGCGCAGCCUCGCGAACCACAGGACGCUUUUUGAAUGCAUUUGACAUUGCGCUAGCGCCCAGACUGGC
Messenger RNA from Ceraceosorus guamensis, 2129 nucleotides. RefSeq lists its product as hypothetical. The transcript is spliced from 9 exons. Bases 23 to 2095 code for a protein of 690 amino acids. Gene Ontology annotation, biological process: lactate metabolic process. Gene Ontology annotation, molecular function: L-lactate dehydrogenase (cytochrome) activity. The record is from RefSeq and is a predicted model, not a curated record. NCBI's taxonomy places the organism in Eukaryota, Fungi, Basidiomycota, Exobasidiomycetes, Ceraceosorales, Ceraceosoraceae.